Malus domestica (apple) is the source of this 2674-nucleotide messenger RNA. Its product is annotated as CSC1-like protein At1g69450. NCBI's taxonomy places the organism in Eukaryota, Viridiplantae, Streptophyta, Magnoliopsida, Rosales, Rosaceae. Gene Ontology annotation, molecular function: calcium-activated cation channel activity. The record is from RefSeq and is a predicted model, not a curated record. Gene Ontology annotation, cellular component: plasma membrane.
UCCGUACCGAAAUCCCCAAAAUCACCCCCGAAAUCCAAAUGCAAAACACCGUCGCUUUCACCAUAGUAAUGGCAAAACACUGAAGCUUCCCCGCUUCCGUGAGAAAUAAGCAAGCAAAUGUAGGGGUAUUUUCCGCAUCACGAAAAUAUCAAGCACCCAACUGUGAGAGCAGUCCGUUUCGAGCCAUUUGAAUGCCAACAGUCGGAUCGAAAGCUUCAUCGCUUCUCGAAACCUCCCGAAUCUCUAGGGUUUUUGCAGAAAUUGAAAAAUGCUGGUUUCCGCCCUGGUGACGUCACUCGCAAUCAACUCCGGCCUCUGCGUCCUCUUCUUCACGCUCUACUCGAUACUCCGGAAGCAGCCGAGCAACUAUGAGGUCUACAUGCCACGGCUGCUCGCCGAGGGGGAGUUCGACUCUUCGAGUCGUUUCAACCUCGAGCGGCUGAUUCCGUCGCCGCACUGGCUCAAGCGGGCCUGGCAGCUCACGGAGGAUGACUUGCUGUCGUCCUCCGGCCUCGACGCCGUCGUUUUCAUGCGGCUCAUUAAUUUUAGUCUCAGAGUGUUUCUGUUCGCCGGAGUUAUCGGGGUCUUCGUCCUGCUUCCGGUCAACUGCUACGGGAACCAGCUCGAGUAUGUUGACUUCGCCGAUCUGUCGAAUAACUCUCUCGACGUGUUUACGAUUUCGAAUAUGAACGAUGGCUCGAGCAAGUUAUGGAUUCAUUUUGCUGCUGUGUACCUUGUUACCAUCUUUGUCUGCUGUCUACUUUAUUAUGAAUAUAGAUAUAUUUCCCAAAGACGGCUUGAUUAUUUUCAGUCAUCCAAACCUCAACCACAUCAGUUCACGAUCUUAGUUCGCAGCAUUCCUGUUCCUUAUGGGAGCAGCGUCAGCGAAAGCGUUGACAGCUUCUUUAGAGAGUAUCACCCUUCAACAUAUCUGUCGCAUAUUGUUGUUCGUCGAACAAACAAUCUUGAAAAACUCCUUAAAGAUGCGGAAAAACUCUAUACCAGGCUCAUUCACUUGCAAUCAGAUCCCAACCAGCAAAAGUAUAAACGAUCUUGUUGUUUUGGAUUGCUUGGACGCAAGGUUAAUCUUGUGGAUCACUAUGAAAAGAAGCUUGAAGGCGUAGAGGAGAUUGUGAGAUCGGAGCAAUCAGAGGCUUCAUUAGGAGUAGAAGAAGUUCGAGCUGCUUUUGUUUCCUUCAAGUCUCGGUAUGGUGCUGCAGUUACUCACCGCUUGAAACAAUCAAACAAUCCUACCAAGUGGGUCACAGAGGAAGCUCCUGAACCUCAUGAUGUUUAUUGGCCGUUCUUCUCGUCAUCUUUCAUCCGAAGAUGGAUAUCUAAGCUUGUGGUUAUAAUUUUAUGCAUAGUCCUAACAAUCUUGUUUCUUAUUCCUGUUCUAAUUGUCCAAGGUCUUACUAACCUAAACCAGCUGGAAGUUUGGCUUCCCUUUCUCGAAAGCGUUCUAACCAUAACAUUUGUUAGUCAGGUCGUCACAGGAUACCUUCCCAGUCUUAUUCUUCUAUUAUUUCUGAAAACGGUGCCCCCCGUCAUGGAGUUCUUUUCAUCCAUUCAAGGAUAUGUUUCUCUCAGUGAUAUACAAAAGAGUGCGUGUACAAAAGUACUUUGGUUCACAAUAUGGAACAUUUUUUUUGUUACUGUAUUUUCCGGAUCAGUUUUCUCUGCGGUUUCUAUCUUUCUUGACCCCAAGAAUAUUCCUUCAAAGUUAGGCGUUUCUGUUCCAGCACAGUCGUCUUUUUUCAUUGCGUAUGUAGUCACUGCAGGAUGGACGAGUACUUCAUCAGAACUCUUUCGCAUAAUUCCUCUGAUAUGGAGUCUAUUAAAAAGACCUUUUACUGACAGUAAAGAUGAUGAAUUUGAAGUUCCAGCAAUUAGUUACCAUAGUCACAUGCCUAGAGUUCUUUUCUUUGUACUUCUCGGUAUCACAUACUUCUUCCUUGCUCCACUGAUUCUUCCCUUCCUCUUGGUGUACCUCUGUCUCGGAUUCAUCAUCUAUCGCAACCAGUUCAUGAACGUAUAUGCUCCUAGGUACGAAACUGCUGGCAAGUUUUGGCCGAUCGUGCAUACUUCAAUGAUAUUCUCUCUGGUACUUAUGCACGCUAUUGCAGUUGGAAUCUUUACAAUCAAGAAGGUCGAUCUAGCAUCUACAUUAACUUUUCCUCUUCCUGUAAUCACACUUCUUUUCAAUGAGUACUGCCGGAAGCGCUUCCUUCCAAAUUUCGUUGCUUACCCUGCCGAGAGUUUGAUACGAAAGGACAGGCAAGACGAGAACGAUCCUUCAAUGCCUGAAUUUUUCGAUAACUUGGUCACAGUCUAUCAGGACCCCGAUUUGAUGCCUAUCAACUGUUCUGGGAGCAGUGACAGGCUCAGCAGUCCCCUUUUAUCUUCUGCUCAUCGAGCAUAGGUGUGAGGUAUGCUCGCGAAUGUCUUUACGAUGUACAUUGGUGUUAUAGUACAGGCUCUACGCGUUAUCUUCCUCCCAUUUUCGUUUCAUUCCAUAGCUUUAUUCUUUUCCCUCUGCAAUACAAAAUGUCCCGAAAAGAUCACUCUUCCAGCCCGAUCAAUGUGUUUAUUCUCCUCAUGUGUAUGCAUGCAUAUCCAUCUGAGAUGUGUUCUUGAAAUCAAUUUUUAUAAAGGUGUCUUGGUUGUUCUGUAA